Molecule: messenger RNA, 2261 nt
Organism: Ctenocephalides felis (cat flea)
Lineage: Eukaryota; Metazoa; Arthropoda; Insecta; Siphonaptera; Pulicidae
Product: E3 ubiquitin ligase PQT3-like
Exons: 13
Coding region: 143-2224 (693 amino acids)
Biological process (GO): ubiquitin-dependent protein catabolic process; protein ubiquitination; mRNA processing
Cellular component (GO): nucleus
Molecular function (GO): ubiquitin protein ligase activity; zinc ion binding; nucleic acid binding
Source: RefSeq, a predicted model, not a curated record
GUAAGGUUGGUACGAAUGCAUUGUUGAAGCUUAAGAUUCAAAAUGGCGAUCGGCUUGGUGAAAUUACAAGUGUAAUAUGAAUAAAUAUCCUUUUUGCAAAUUAUUGUUAUGUGGAAAAUAAGAUUAUAUUUAAUUAUUGGAAAUGUCUGUCCAUUAUAAAUUCAAAAGUGCUCUGGAAUAUGACACUAUCACAUUUGAUGGUUUGCACAUUUCAGUUAAAGACCUGAAAAAAUCUAUUUUACAUCAAAAAAGAAUUGGAAAAACAUUUGACUUUGAUUUACAAGUGACAAAUGCACAAACUAAAGAAGUUUAUACAGAUGACAAUGUUCUCAUACCCAAAAAUACAUCAUUAAUUAUUGCUAGAAUACCAGUAUCUCAAACUCAGAAAAAAUCAUGGGAUUUUGCUUCGCAGCCGAAUGCUUCGGGGGUGAUAAUUCCAAGUGCUCGCCCUGCAGAUAAUGAAGCUGUUGCUGAUUUGUCUAAAAUGGUCGGGAGUGAAGAGGAUAAGAUAAAAGCCAUGAUAUCUCAGAGCACUAUGGAUUACGAUCCCAGCAACUAUCAAAAGGUUCGUGGAGCUAAUCAACAAGGCGAAGUGCCACCUAAUUACAGGUGCUUCAAAUGCCACAUGGCAGGACAUUGGAUUAAAAACUGUCCUAUGACUUCUGGAGCGGAGACUGCUGAUAUAAAGCGCAACACUGGAUUCCAAGAAGUUUUAUUGUUGAGAAGCCAAUUGGAGGUUACGGCCAGCCUAUCUCCAUCUCCGGAUCCAAUUAAACAAACUACAGUGGUUGAAAAUAAAGUAGAAAUACCUGAAGAUUUGCAAUGUAUGAUUUGCAAAGAUCUAUUGUCAGACGCUGUGAUGAUUCCUUGUUGUGGUAGCAGCUUUUGUGAUGAAUGUAUCAGAUUGACUCUUAUGGAAUCUGAAGACCAUGAAUGUCCUGAUUGUAAAGACAAAGAUAUUUCACCAGUCACAAUGAUUCCAAAUAGAUUUUUAAGGAAUUCUGUACAAGCUUUUAAAUUAGAGACUGGAUAUAUAAAAACUAGAAAAUACAUUCCUAAGAAACCUACUGUCCAUACUCCUACAAGUACCCAUGCUUCAGCUGAUGCUACAGUCGAUCUAGAUUCAACUGCCAAUGAUAAAUCAGUUGUAAUAUUAGAUGCAUCGAUAGAUGAUUCAAACAAAACAGAAACAGAUCAUACACAGGAGAACGAGGAAAGCGGAGGCACCAAAAAUACUGUAAUCUCAGAAGCAGAUUCCACACAAAAUGGUAAAUUCAAAGAAACAAAAGAAGUUCAAGAGAAAACAGCAGAAAAAACUGAUGAACAAACACCUACUGUCGAUGAUACAACCGAAGUGGAAAAACCUGCUGUUGUUGAACGUCCUCCUGGUACAGAAGUAGAAUCAGAUGGAGAUGAUGAUAAUAUAACUGUUACAAUGCCUCCACCUCAUUUGCAAGGUCAUGGGGCACUUAGAAAUGGUAGGCACAUACGUCCUUUCCUGAGGCCUCCUGGAGUGGAGACACCGCCCCAUUAUCAACGUGGUAAUUAUAACAACAAUGGUGGAUCAAAUGCAGACAAACUUGCAUCCAUCUUGGAUGAUCAGCGACCAGGAACUCCUACAGUUGAUGAGCAAAGAUUACCAGUGUCUUCGCAUAUGGGCAGUGUCUCAAACACUGCUCCUGCCAGGACAAAUGCUAUGCAGCAAGAACCUCCGGGGGGAUGCGGUUAUCGGAUAGAAGAACGAUUUUUACUUCUGGCAUUGGACAGGUAUUGGCACCAUGCAUGUCUCAAAUGCACUUAUUGCCAAGCCACAUUGGCAGAUUUGGGGGCUUCCUGUUUUAGCAAAAGGGGCAUGAUUCUUUGCAAGGGAGACUACCAUAGGAUGUUUGCCGGUUCCAAUGGCACCUCUUCUGGCGGUGGGCCCAUGGGGGCGAACAAUGGCCCCUGCUCAGCCUGUGGCCAAGCGAUUCCCGCAUCAGAAUUAGUGAUGAGGGCUCCAGGAGGUGCUGGGGCGAAUGGUGCUGCCGGCGGUGCUGUAUUUCAUUUAGCUUGCUUUGUUUGCAGCAAAUGCGGUGGUCAUUUGAGACAAGGAGACAGGUAUUACAUGCUUGGUGGAAACUUAGUCUGCGAGCAGGAUUGGCAAAAGCUCUUGAAAAGUUCUUCUGCGACAAGUGCUAGUGUUAGAAAGGGCAAAGUUGGCAGGCCGAGAAGGAGUAGAGAUUAACUAGUGAAAAAAUGAUAUUAGCUUAAACUUUAAAUAA